AUGGAUGCUACAAAGAUCCCCUGGCUCUCAAUCUCUUUGGCCCAGGGUACGAUCUUAGCCUUGGGAGCAGCGGUUCACGCCGAUAUCAAACUAGACGAUGCUAAGUUACAGCGACGCUUUUCUUCCCACUCUGCCGCUCUAGGUAUGAUGGCCGUCACCAUGAUUCUCGCCGAGUGGUACGUCUCCGUUCUUGUCACAGCAUUGUACGGGCCGUCUGUUAUUAUUCCUUGGAUGAUAGUAGCUCAGCUGUUUUUCAUGAUGCUUUUCUUCUACCUUCCAUUUGAGUACAUCGAUAUUCAAGCGAGGGAGAAUGAGAGGGAAGAGGUGAAGCACCUCAUAAUCCCUGACGACGAAGAGACCUUGGUGGGCGACGUCGACUAUGACUGCGGCCAAAGUAUGUACGCAGAGUCUCUAUCAUCCUUCGGGUAUGAAGGUGACGAUGUGUGGGUCUAUGGGACCAUGGAUCUCUCGCAGUUGUCUGGCCCUGGGAAUUCCAUGCCUAUUUAA
Molecule: messenger RNA, 507 nt
Organism: Fusarium coffeatum
Lineage: Eukaryota; Fungi; Ascomycota; Sordariomycetes; Hypocreales; Nectriaceae
Exons: 3
Coding region: 1-507 (168 amino acids)
Source: RefSeq, a predicted model, not a curated record